AACGAAAGCGCUUCACUGCAUGCAUUACAGCCAGGAAGGUGAAACGACACCGUGCCCCUCUUCCCCGCGGGCUGAUCCUCUUCUUCUUCCCUACACUUCCUCUUCUCUGCCGCCGGAAUACGAACCGCGUCGGUGACUUGCCGCCGUCGAGCAGGUUCUGAAAUUUAUAUAAGUAAAUUCCGAGGCGUCUACUUGGUUUGUCUCCAUCAAAGAGUUAAUGGGGUCGUUGAAGCGGAAGUCAAUUGGAGAUGCUGCUGGGGAACCAGCAUAUCCACAGAAGCUGCAGAAAGAGACUGCAACUGAAUCUGUAGUUUGCUUGCAUGAUGUGUCAUACCCUGAGGGUUAUGUGCCCACCCCACGCCCAGCCAAUUCUCAGGACUCAAAGCCUGCCAAGGAAUUCCCUUUUACUCUCGAUCCAUUUCAGUCUGAAGCCAUAAGGUGCCUUGACGAUGGUGAAUCUGUUAUGGUUUCUGCCCAUACAUCAGCUGGUAAAACUGUCGUAGCAUUAUAUGCUAUUGCCAUGUCUUUGAGAAAUAAUCAACGUGUCAUAUACACUUCUCCAAUCAAGGCACUCAGCAAUCAAAAGUACAGGGAGUUCAAAGAGGAGUUUUCAGAUGUUGGUCUUAUGACUGGGGAUGUUACCAUCGAGCCUAAUGCUUCGUGCUUGGUGAUGACCACUGAAAUUUGGCGUAGUAUGCAAUACAAAGGAUCAGAAAUAAUGAGGGAAGUGGCUUGGGUAAUUUUCGAUGAGGUACACUACAUGCGUGACAGGGAACGAGGUGUUGUCUGGGAAGAGAGCAUUGUUAUGGCCCCGAAGAACUCUCGGUUCGUAUUCCUCUCGGCCACCGUACCUAAUGCCAAGGAAUUUGCCGAUUGGGUUGCUAAGGUGCAUCGGCAACCAUGUCAUAUUGUUUACACUGAUUAUCGGCCAACCCCACUUCAACAUUAUAUUUUUCCCUCGGGUGGUGAUGGUCUCUAUCUGGUGGUGGAUGAGAAAGGAAAAUUUCGGGAGGAUAGCUUUCAAAAAGCUCUAAAUGCCCUGGUUCCAGCUAGGGACAGUGAUAAGAAAAAUGAAAAUGGGAAGUGGAAGAAGGGCUUCAUGGCAGGUCCAGUUGGGGAAGAAAGUGACAUUUUCAAGAUGGUGAAAAUGAUACUUCAGCGUCAAUAUGAUCCAGUCAUCUGUUUCAGCUUUAGCAAAAGGGAUUGUGAAUUUCUUGCAAUGCAGAUGGCAAAGAUGGAUCUGAAUGAGGAAGAUGAGAAAGUUAACAUAGAGACUAUCUUUUGGAGUGCCAUGGACAUGCUUUCUGAUGAUGACAAAAAGCUUCCUCAGGUUACAAAUAUGUUGCCCCUCUUGAAACGUGGCAUAGGUGUGCAUCAUUCUGGUUUGCUUCCCAUAUUGAAAGAAGUGAUUGAAAUACUAUUCCAGGAAGGUUUAAUUAAGUGUUUAUUUGCUACGGAGACAUUCAGCAUUGGUCUGAACAUGCCAGCAAAGACAGUGGUGUUCACAAAUGUUCGAAAAUUUGAUGGAGACAAGUUUAGGUGGAUAUCUAGUGGAGAGUACAUACAGAUGAGUGGUCGAGCGGGUCGUCGAGGUAUUGAUGCACGUGGAGUGUGCAUUCUCAUGGUGGAUGAGAAGAUGGAACCUUCUACUGCAAAAAUGAUGGUCAAGGGAAGUGCAGAUAGCUUAAACAGUGCCUUUCAUUUGAGCUACAAUAUGCUCUUGAAUCAAUUGCGCUGUGAAGAUGGGGACCCUGAAAACUUGCUCCGAAACUCAUUUUAUCAGUUUCAAGCUGACCGUGCAAUUCCAGAUCUUGAGAAACAAGCAAAAGACCUUGAAGAAGAGAGGGAUUCAAUAGUUAUUGAAGAAGAAGAAAGUUUGAAGAAUUAUUAUAACUUGCUACAGCAAUAUAAAAUUUUGAAGAAUGAUGUUCGGGAUAUUGUUCUAUCUCCAAAAUAUAGCUUGCCCUUUCUGCAGCCAGGUCGACUUGUCUCUAUUCAAUGCACUGGCAGUGAUAAUUCUCCAUCUUUCUCCCUUGAGGACGAAGUAACUUGGGGUGUCAUAAUUAAUUUUGAGAGAGUGAAAGGUUCUUCAGAAGAUACUGUAAAUAAGAAGCCAGAAGAUUCAAACUAUACAGUGGAUGUACUUACAAGAUGUUCUGUGAGAAAGGAUGCAAUUGGGAAGAAAACAAUAAACAUAAUCCCGUUGAAAGAGCCUGGAGAACCUGUUGUUGUUUCUGUUCCACUCUCUCAGAUUAAUAGUCUGAGUAGUGUCCGCUUGAUCAUACCGAAAGAUCUUUUGCCAUUGGAAGUUCGGGAAAACACUUUGAAGAAGGUAUCUGAAGUUCUUUCAAGGUUUGCAAAGCAGGGACUGCCUCUGCUAGAUCCCGAAGAAGACAUGAAGGUUCAGAGUAGUUCAUACAGAAAGGCAGUCAGAAGGAUAGAGGCGCUAGAAAGCUUAUUUGACAAACAUGAAAUCGCAAAGUCACCCCUUAUCAAGGAGAAGCUCAGUGUUUUGCAUAAGAAGCAAGAACUAACGGACAGGAUCAAGUCGAUUAAGAAACAAAUGCGGUCUUCCUCUGCACUAGCAUUUAAGGAUGAACUUAAAGCACGAAAGAGGGUUCUUAGGAGACUAGGAUACAUUACAAGUGAUGACGUCGUGGAGUUGAAGGGGAAGGUUGCCUGUGAAAUUAGUAGCGCUGAUGAAUUGACCCUGACGGAGCUUAUGUUUAAUGGUGUCCUGAAGGAUGUAAAGGUGGAAGAGAUGGUGGCUCUUCUCUCUUGUUUAGUAUGGCAGGAAAAGCUUAAGGAUGCCGCAAAACCGAGAGAAGAGCUCGAAUUACUAUUAUCACAGUUACAGGACACAGCUCGGAGGGUUGCAAAAGUUCAGCUCGAGUGUAAGGUCCAAAUUGAUGUGGAGAACUUUGUUAAUUCGUUCCGCCCAGACAUAAUGGAGGCAGUAUAUGCCUGGGCAAAGGGGUCAAAAUUCUAUGAGAUCAUGGAGAUCACCCAGGUCUUCGAGGGAAGUUUAAUCAGAGCCAUCAGGAGACUAGAGGAAGUCCUUCAGCAGCUUAUAGUGGCUGCAAAAUCCAUUGGGGAGACCGAGCUCGAGGCGAAAUUCGAAGAGGCUGUCUCAAAGAUAAAGAGGGACAUAGUCUUUGCUGCAUCUCUAUACUUAUAGUCUUCUAUGAUCUUCUGAAACUUGAGACCCAUCUUUUCAUCUGGCACGAUACCCAUCUCCAUACCCAACACUUGAUGAUCAUGAGAACUAUCCUCCCGAAGUGUCGGGAAGAACGAGGCUGAAGUUUUCCAUUUUUUGGCCCUGGAAUCCAUUAAUAUCAGGAGGAUGCACCAAUGAAAAUCAUUCGUCGAGAAUUAAUGGAGAUGUGCUCGGACUCGGGUGGCACAAAGCAUAAAGAAGAGAUAUUGGUACUUUGCCCAAGGAGUUGCCAAUUUUUUGUUUUAAGUGAUAAACUAUAGUUUAUGAUGAGUUGGGUAAAGUUGCCUAUGUUUUAAUGUGUGAUAUAUUCAGCUAAUCAGCAAUUAGGUUCACCUCGGGGUUGUUUCCGCAGUUUUAUCGGCAAUUGCUGGGGCGAAAGAUUUAAAUGGACUGAAGUGUUUUGAGAGGCUCCUGUUAAUGGCCGUCUUCAGAUUAACCAUAUGUAUUGUGUGAACAGAAGCAUCAUUUUCUAUUAACUACAAUGUCAAAGAAAA
Molecule: messenger RNA, 3711 nt
Organism: Punica granatum (pomegranate)
Lineage: Eukaryota; Viridiplantae; Streptophyta; Magnoliopsida; Myrtales; Lythraceae
Source: RefSeq, a predicted model, not a curated record